CACUAUCUUGUUUCAAACGCGGUGCCAGCUCACAAGUCUUCCCAAGACGAGAAAAAUUUACUCUUCAAAAGUCUUCUUCUCUUCUCACUUCACUCCCCACACACAGCAAUGGCAGAGAUUGGGCAAAAGACUCUGCUUGACUCGGGAUGGCUCGCCGCCAGAUCCACCGACGUUCAACUCACCGGAACUCAGCUCACCACCACUUAUCCCCCAACUAGCCCAACCUCUCCCUGGAUGGAAGCUGUCGUUCCUGGAACUGUUUUGGCAACUCUAGUAGAGAACAAAGUUGUUGGUGAUCCCUUUUACGGUUUGGAGAACGAGACGAUCCUUGAUAUAGCUGAUUCUGGAAGGGAGUACUACACAUUCUGGUUUUUCACAAAAUUCCAGUGUAAGCUGUCAGGAGCUCAGCAUUUAGAUCUGAAUUUUCGUGCAAUCAAUUACUCUGCUGAGGUAUACUUAAAUGGGCACAAAAGGGUCCUCCCUAAAGGGAUGUUUCGAAGACAUUCCCUUGAAGUCACUGAUAUCCUAAAUCCUGAUGGUUCAAACUUGCUGGCUGUUCUCGUUCACCCUCCGGACCAUCCUGGGAGCAUUCCCCCUGCGGGUGGGCAAGGUGGGGAUCAUGAGAUUGGAAAAGAUGUUGCCACACAAUAUGUUGAGGGCUGGGAUUGGAUAGCUCCAGUGAGGGAUCGGAACACUGGUAUCUGGGAUGAAGUCUCAAUAUCUGUUACCGGGCCGGUGAAAAUAAUUGAUCCACACUUAGUUUCUUCGUUUUUUGACCGUUACACAAGGGUAUACUUGCAUGCAACAACUGAAUUGGAAAACAGAAGUUCUUGGGUUGCUGAAUGUUCUUUAAAUAUCCAAGUGACAACAGAACUUGAAGGAAGUGUUUGCUUAAUGGAGCAUCUUAAGACUCAGCAUGUUUCAAUCCCUCCUAGAGCUCGUAUUCAGUAUACAUUUCCUCAGCUUUUCUUCUACAAGCCCAACUUAUGGUGGCCAAAUGGAAUGGGAAAGCAGUCUCUGUAUAAUGUCAGUAUUACUGUUGAUGUGAAGGGACACGGAGAAUCUGAUUCUUGGGGCCAACUAUUUGGUUUUCGCAAAAUUGAAUCUCAUAUAGACAGUGCUACUGGAGGGAGGUUGUUCAAGGUGAAUGGACAGCCUAUUUUUAUCCGCGGUGGUAACUGGAUAUUGUCUGAUUGCUUGCUUCGGCUUUCUAAGGAGCGUUAUAAAACAGACAUAAAAUUUCAUGCAGAUAUGAAUCUGAACAUGAUUCGUUGUUGGGGUGGUGGGUUGGCCGAGAGGCCAGAAUUUUAUCAUUAUUGUGAUGUUUAUGGUUUGCUGGUAUGGCAGGAGUUUUGGAUUACUGGUGAUGUUGAUGGUAGAGGUGUCCCAGUAUCAAAUCCAAAUGGCCCACUUGACCAUGAUCUUUUCAUGCUAUGUGCCAGAGAUACUGUCAAGCUUUUAAGGAAUCACCCUAGUCUUGCUCUCUGGGUUGGUGGAAACGAACAGGUUCCACCGGCUGAUAUCAACACGGCUCUCAAGAAUGACCUGAAACUGCAUCCAUUUUUCGAGAGCCAGAGUGAAUAUAUAACGUCUGUGGAAGGAUUGUCCACAGCAUACAAGGACCCUAGUCAAUAUCUGGAUGGCACACGUGUUUAUAUCCAAGGAUCCAUGUGGGAUGGCUUUGCUAAUGGAAAGGGAGGCUUUACUGAUGGCCCUUAUGAAAUCCAGAAUCCCGAAGACCCUUUUAAGGAUAACUUUUACAAAUAUGGUUUCAACCCUGAGGUUGGUUCUGUAGGAAUUCCAGUUGCAGCUACCAUCAGAGCAACCAUGCCUUGUGAAGGUUGGCAAAUUCCAUUGUUUAAGAAGCUUCCCAAUGGUUACACUGAAGAAGUUCCAAAUCCUAUUUGGCAAUACCACAAAUAUCUUCCUUACUCGAAACCUGGGAAGGUUCAUGAUCAGAUUGAACUGUAUGGAACCCCAGAGGAUCUGGAUGAUUUUUGCUUGAAGGCUCAACUUGUUAAUUACAUUCAGUAUAGAGCUUUAUUGGAGGGUUGGACAUCCCGUAUGUGGAGCAAAUACACUGGAGUUUUGAUUUGGAAGACGCAGAACCCAUGGACAGGUCUUCGUGGUCAAUUUUAUGAUCACCUGUUAGACCAGACAGCCGGUUUUUUUGGUUGUCGCUGUGCUGCGGAGCCAAUCCAUGUCCAGCUCAAUCUUGCUACAUAUUUUAUAGAGGUUGUCAAUACUACUGCCGAGGAAUUGUCAAAUGUCGCUAUAGAAGCAUCAGUGUGGGAUCUUGAAGGAGCUUGUCCGUAUUACAAAGUUUUUGAUAAGCUUUCCUUGCCACCGAAGAAAGUAGUUUCCAUUAGUGAGAUGAAGUAUCCAAAGUCAAAAAACCCGAAGCCAGUGUUCUUUCUCCUUCUCAAACUCUACCACGUUUCAAAUUACAGCAUUGUAUCCCGAAACUUUUACUGGUUACAUGUUUCUGGUGGAGAUUACAAGCUGCUGGAACCAUACAGGAACAAGAGAAUACCUCUUAAGAUAACAUCAAAGACAUUCAUCAAAGGUUCCUCGUAUGAAGUCGAAAUGAAGGUGCUAAACAAAUCGAAGAAACCUGAUCCCAAAACUUUAACCUACAAGAACAAUUUUGCUGUCAGAAACGAUGAUUCAGAUUUUGAUAUGACUUCACUCAAACCUAUACCAGACACCAGAACUGAUCUGAAACAGCCAACGGGUUUGUUUCAGAGACUAUAUAGACAAUUUUCAAGAGAAAGUGAUAGUUUAAGAGUUGCAGAGAUAAAUGGAAGUGAUGGAGGAGUUGCUUUCUUCCUUAAUUUCUCGGUUCAUGGUGCAAAGCUGGAACAUGAAGAAGGAGAAGACAGUCGAAUACUUCCGGUUCAUUACUCGGAUAACUAUUUUUCAUUAGUACCAGGUGAAGAGAUGUCAAUUAAGAUAUCAUUCAAGGUCCCUCCAGGUGUGUCUCCAAGAGUAACACUUAGAGGCUGGAAUUACCAUCAUGGAGUGCACACUGUUCUUUAACUUGAUUGAAUGAUUCUGGUUACUCGGUAUCUCAUAUUUGGUGAAAGAAACCCAUUUCUGAUUUGUUAUAUCUAAAAUUCUUUUUCAAGUUGUGUUAUUUUUCGCAUUUAUUUCAUAUUGAUGCACUAGUCACUGUAGUAUUAUACAUCAUUUAAAUAUGAUUACACAAAUCUGGAGUUUAUUAUGACAUUUCCAUUUUUUUUA
Messenger RNA from Gossypium raimondii (Peruvian cotton), 3243 nucleotides. RefSeq names its product mannosylglycoprotein endo-beta-mannosidase. The record is from RefSeq and is a predicted model, not a curated record. The coding region runs from base 109 to 3039 and encodes 976 amino acids. Gene Ontology annotation, molecular function: hydrolase activity, hydrolyzing O-glycosyl compounds. Lineage: Eukaryota; Viridiplantae; Streptophyta; Magnoliopsida; Malvales; Malvaceae. Gene Ontology annotation, biological process: carbohydrate metabolic process. The transcript has 11 exons.